CCCCCGGCCCUUCCCGGGCGCUGGGGCUGAGGCUGGGGUCCGACGCGCCGAGGCUCCACACCCGAUCUCGAGAGCCCCUCCGCCCCCGACUCCUGCCGGCCGCCUUCCUGGGGCGCGUGGCUCGCUCGAGGGUGGUCCGUUCCCCAGCCCACCGCGCACCGGUGAACUGGCGGGGGAGGGGGGGGGUCGGAGAUCGCCGGUCUUGGUCCUAGGAACCCCCUCUCCACCCUUUUCCCCCGACCCUGCUGAAGAAGGAUCCGGGGCCCGGCGCUGGGCCCAGGCCCGCCCCUUCCCGGACAGCCCUCGGGCUGCGCCCUGGACGUCACCGGCUUCCAGCACCAACAUUUUCGGUCCAGAUGAAACCUACUUUUAGUAGCAAUUACAGUAUAUUCGACCUUGGCUAAGCGUGUGCUGGCACUGUUCCAGGUCACACUUGGAGGUGGUGCUUGGGGUCCCACAUGUGCCACUGGGGAUUCAACCUGGGUUGGCUGGGUGCAAAGCAAGUGCCCUGCCUGCUGUACAAUCACUUGGGUCCCUGCGCGCAUCCUAACCCUGGAGUUCUAGAGCCAGGUAGCCUCCACCCCGUCACCCAAUGCAGGGAGACAGUGUGAAGCAACUGGACAUCCGGAAGGUGGUAGUGAGCGUGGUCACGGGCGCCGGAGCCAUCUACCUCUGCUACAAGGCCAUCAAGACUGGCCUACGAUGCCAGCCUCCCUUCUUCUCCAACUCCCCCGUCUGCAUCGCCCGCUUGGCCGUGGAGCGAGAGCGGCUCGGGCGGGACUCGGGCGAGCUCCGGAAGCUCCUCAACUCCUUGGAGUACAACCACGACGAGUUCACCAAGAGCAUGAUCCUGCACAGCAUCACCCGCUGUGUGUACCUGCUGGAGGCUGAGGCCUCCUCUUGCUCUAAUGAUGACAUCAGGCUGGUGGGCUGCAUGCUGGAUGACAAGGACAACUGUGUCAAAAUCCAGGCUCUGAACGCACUUAAGGCUUUCUCUGGCAUCAGGAAAUUCAGGGUUAAGAUCCAGGAACAUUUCAUCAAGAUCCUAGAACUGAUUUCCACUAUCUGGGACUCAGAGUUACACGUGUCAGGCCUCAAAGUCAUCAACAACCUCCCAGUGCCCGAGUUUGUUUAUCCACAACUGCGACGGGUGAUGCCUGCCUUGAUGGAGAUCGUGCAGUCAGACUAUACCACAGCCCAGGUACAAGCCAUCCGACUGCUGAGCGUGCUGGCGCAGAAGGAAGACCUUCUCCAUGAUAUUCUCAACUGCCAGGUGCACCCCACCUUCCUGAACCUUUUUCAGUGCUGUCGCCCCUCGAAUCUGUUAUAUGAGAUCCUGGUGUUUGCCGAGCGGCUAAGUGAGGGCCGGAAUUGCCCCCACUACCGAGCUGUGAAGUGGCAGUACAACGAACAGUCUCUGCACGAAGCGCUCUUUGGGGCUAACUCGCGCCUGGCCGACCGACUACUCGCCCUGGUCAUUCACCCGGAGGAGGACGUUCAGAUCCAGGCUUGCAAGGUCAUAGUCAGCCUGCAGUGCCCCCCGGAUCUGGGGUGCCGAUCUCCCUUCCAGCCCACCUGUCAGCCCAGUAAUUCUCUCUUUGCUAACGGGGAGUAGCACUUAAGGAUCGCAUAAUAAAUUCAGAGAGGGAAAGAAGCUUGGGGGGGACAAUGUCUGUCCAGCGCUGGGCGUCGUCGAUUUU
Molecule: messenger RNA, 1700 nt
Organism: Sorex araneus (European shrew)
Lineage: Eukaryota; Metazoa; Chordata; Mammalia; Eulipotyphla; Soricidae
Gene: ARMC12
Product: armadillo repeat containing 12
Exons: 9
Coding region: 593-1615 (340 amino acids)
Cellular component (GO): nucleus
Source: RefSeq, a predicted model, not a curated record